CUACGUUCAUUGUUCCUUUCAAACACUACCAACUCGCUCGAAGAACAGAACAGCUGGAGGGUUUUAGUGCAGCUUUACGGAAGCCGGUGUUACUUUGUUAAACAUGGCUGACGACUUUGGGUUUGUCGCCUCCGACAACGGCGUUCAUACAGAAGAAGACCCGGCCGCGGAGUUUCUGGCCCAGCAGGAGAAUGAGAUCGCUGUGAUCGAGAACGACAGCGCCGGCUUCGGCUUCGGCGCGCUGGAGGACGACGACGGACCUCCGCCCGCGGACACGUACACGUUCAUCGGAGGUGAUUUUGGAGGAGCACCAGCUACUGCUGUAAACGGAGAUAUGUUUCAGGACACCAACGGCACAACUGAUGGCUACUCAGCCAUUGCUCAAGUCGACAUGUUGAGACAAGAACCUGAAAGUCUGCGCAAAUGGAGGGAGGAACAAAAGUCUCGGCUGGAGGAAUUAGAUUCCGCCUCUAAAGCAGCUGAGGCUGUGUGGAGGGACAAGGCCCGGAAAGAACUAGAGGACUGGCAUGUACACCAGAAUGAACAGAUGGAGAAAAAUAAAGCCAACAACAAGAUCGCUGAUAAGGCUUUCUACAAACAGCCCAACUCUGAUGCCAUAGGUUUUGUAGCAUCAGAGGAGGCCUUCCUCAAGGAGUGUGAUGAUGACAGUCCUGGAACAGAAUGGGAGAAAGUGGCCCGUCUAUGCGACUUCAACCCCAAGACCAGCCGUAUGACUAAAGACGUGUCUCGGAUGCGCUCCGUUCUUAUUUCUCUAAAACAGACGCCUCUGGUUCGCUAACAUAACCAUUUCUCCUAGGCUUUCUUUUCUUGUUCCCUCUUGCACUUUAUUUUAGUGAGGCUGAACACUUAAACAGAUUUAAGUUUUUAUGUUUUAAUGGGGUCAUUGAAUGUGUACACUUUACUGUAUUUAAACUUCCUAUUUAUGUACCCUGGUGUUUCGCAAUGGCAGAAGAUUUCGGCUAUUCUGUAAGUUUAAAAAAAAAAAAUC
Molecule: messenger RNA, 1009 nt
Organism: Rhinichthys klamathensis goyatoka
Lineage: Eukaryota; Metazoa; Chordata; Actinopteri; Cypriniformes; Leuciscidae
Gene: cltb
Product: clathrin, light chain B
Exons: 6
Coding region: 104-799 (231 amino acids)
Biological process (GO): clathrin-dependent endocytosis; intracellular protein transport; clathrin coat assembly
Cellular component (GO): plasma membrane; clathrin coat of coated pit; clathrin coat of trans-Golgi network vesicle
Molecular function (GO): structural molecule activity; clathrin heavy chain binding
Source: RefSeq, a predicted model, not a curated record